AUGUAAUUAAGGAUUAAGAUAAUGUUGAUGAUAGUGUUUUUAUCACUUUACUAUUUUCUCUUUAGUCUAGUUUUAUUAUUAGGUUAAUAUUUUGAUGAAGAACUUAGAAUAGAGAGUGAAAAGCUAUCGUAAGGAAUUUAUAAUGAAACAUCUUUGGUAAAAAGUCAAUAAUUUAAGAUUAGAGUAAAAUAAGAUUUGCUCGCUUUUAUUAUGGGAGAUCGAAUAGGCCGAAUAUAAAUUCAUUUUAUGCUAUUUCACAUAUAAUAAAUUACUUAGAAGAUUAUUAAUAAUUAGAUGAUGAGAGUUUAAAUGAAAUAGAUUGGAAUUUUAAAGAUGUAACUAGUUUGAAAGCAUUAUAACAAAAUUAUCCAGAUUAAUAUAAACUAUUAAAAUAUUAUUCUCCUUUAUCGAAAUUGAUUGGAAUUUAUGCAAAAAAUAAAGUAUUUGAUCAUUUUCAUUUUUUAUGUUAAAAUGGUUUAGGAUUUUCAUUUUAUAGUAGUGGUGUAGAUACUACUAAAGAGAAUUGGUCUAAAGAUUCAAUAUAAUAUUGUAAGGCAUAUAAUGAUUGUUCUGACUUUAUAAAUUAAUUGUCAUCACAAAUUGCAUAUCCUAAAUUAGACAUAAAUUAUGAAGUUUGGAGAAUGAGAGCUGGAAAGAUAGGUAUUGAAUGUGAGUUACAUGUUGAGAAGAAAAGUCAACUUGCUAUAAUAAAUACAAGUAGUCCAAUAAUUUAUUCAUUUCUUACAAAUGGGAACAUUAAUACAAUUUCUCAUGGAGAACUUGUUGAUAGUACUCUUGAGGAAGCAUUCUAACUUUGGCCUAAUCAAACAAACGAUUUUAUAAAUGAAAUAUAUACAUUAGUUACAGUUCCUAUUGAAUAGAGAUAAUGGAGAAUGUUAUAUAAUGGAAAAGGAGAGGAACGAAUUGUCUUUUUUUCAUCAUAUCAUUUUCUUAAUCCUAACUAUCCUAAUAUUACUUUAACAAAAGAAUUAAUAACUAAUUGUUCUAUGAUUUAUCUUUAAUCUAUGUCAUUAUCUUAUUAUCUAUAAUUGGCAGGUUAAAAUGUAGAAGCAACUACUGUCUUAAUUAAUGAGAUUAUUAUUGCUUGUGCUCUACAUAUGGUUCUUAUUUUAUAUUUCUGGAGGAAAGGUGUUGUUAUUGCACUUUCACUAGAAGCACCUAUUAAUGAAUUGAUUAAUCUUUUAAGAGUAGAUAUGAAAUAUCUUGAAGUCUAAGAUUUUAAUUUAGAAGGUUAUCAGCAUUUCUUUAAUAAUAAAGAAAUCACUAAAUCUUAUGAAGUCAUUAUCAAUUAUUUAAAUAGCAUUAAAUAUUAAAAUAAUAAAUUAUUGUAAGGAUCUAAAGAUAUGGAUGAAGCUGAAGCUUUAAUUAUUUUAAGUAUGUCCAAAAGAUUCUAUAAAAAAUAAAAUAAUAAUGCUGCUGUUGGAAUUUGUGCAAAUAAUAUUGCUAAAAUUCAUAUGAGAAAUUAACGAUAUCUUGAGGCUAUGAAUGAGUAAGAGGAAUCUGUUCUCAUUGCUAAUUAAGAUUUACAAAGUCUAAAAGAAAUGGAAUAAUAUGCAAACUAAGCAGCAUAACUCUAAGAUGACUAAUAAAUUGUUAAAUUGUAUCUUAGAUUAAAAAAUAAUGUUUUAUAGAAAUUCUAAAGACAAGAAGAGAAAUAAAUGAAAGAUGUGAUAAAAAAUUUGGAAAGCAAAACAAAAGUAAUAUAAAAUUCUCAAAAUUGUAUUGUUAGAAGACCAACUACUUAAAAAAUGAAAAAUUAAAAUGAAAUUGCUUAAUUAAAAAGUUCAAUUGAAUCUGAAGUACAUCUAUAACGCUAAUCAACACCUAGAUAAACUACUACUAAUUGGUUAAGAAAUCCUUAAUAAGAAGAAAAAAAUCCCAUAAGAGAAGAAAAUUCUGAUUUAUAAAGUGAGAGAAUAGACAAUUUAGGAACUCCAAAAAAAUCUAGUCCUAACUCUAAAGUCUAAAAUUAUGAAGGCAACUCGAAAUAAUAAGUAAUAAUUGAACAUAAAAUUGCUUUUCGAAAAUAUUAAUUAGCAUGUAUACUAUAUAAUUAUAGUAUGACAAAAUCCUAAUCAACUUUUUUAAAUGAAAGUGUUAAAUAAUUCAACGAUAUUAUGGAGGAUUUAUAGAUUCUUCCUGAUUCAUUUUCUACCUAAUAUAUGAAAAUAAAUAUUUUAACAAAAAAAGCUUUUUGUUUUGCCAGGGCUGGAAUUUUCGAUAAAGCAAAACAUGAAUUCGAAGAAGCAGAAGCAAAAUUUAAAAUUUUAGAAGCAAAUAAAACUGAAAUAAAAUAACUUGAUAUUUCUGAUUUUGUAGAUAUUUUUCGAGAAAUUCCAUUAGAGAUUGUAAGAGAAAAAUUAACAGGCUUAGAAGUAAUAAAUUUAUAUAAAUAUAGGCAUCAUUAUUAAUGAUUUAAGGAAAAUAUGUUGAAGCUUGUUAUAAAUUUAUAUCUAUUUUACAAGCAGAGGGACAUUAUGAUCCAGGAUUUUAGAAAUUUGUUUUAAAAACAUUAACAAAAAUAUUUAAAAAAUGCAAAGUAGAUCAUAAUUGUUUAAUAAAAUUUUCUUAAUAAAAUUAAUUGAAAAGACUUGAAUUGAUAUUUCUACUUGAUUAUUCUUCAGAAAUGACAAAUGAAUAAUUUACAUUAUCUCAUCAUAUGUGUCAUAAUGUUGUAUAAUCAUUAAAUGAUGAUUCUUUUGUUGGAUUAUAUGCUUUCAAUGAAUCUUUACAUGAGAUUUUCCCUUUAUAAUUGAAAGGAACCUACAAAAAGCUUUUAGAAUCGACAAUAGAAAAAGUAUUAAUUAAACCUGGAGGUUAAGGUAAUAUAUUUUCAGCUCUAGAAAUUACAAUUGCAUCUUUAUUCGAAAAGGAUAAACCUGAAUAAAGCAAAUAAUUAUCAUUACAUUUAAAGUCUAAUUAAAUUAAAUAGCAAAUAGAAUAAGAAGAGUUUAGAUGCUCUGAUCUUGAGUUUAGAUGUAAAACUAGUUCUCCAAAAGUAGGAAUAGCAUUUUCUGGUGGAUUUACUUAAGUUAUUAAACAAUAUGAAGAACAAUAAUUUGAUAAUGUCAGUAUUGAUUAAAAUAUGGUAUAUCAUCAUUAUAUUCUUUAUAGAAUUAUAAAAUUGAUAUCGAAAAUAUUGAAGAAGAAAAAGAUGAACAUACCGUUAGAUAUGUUUGUAUCUUUAGUGAAGGAGUACAUAAUUAUAAUUAAAUGUCUAUCGAUAGAUUAAAAAGCUUAAUAGAAAAAAAAAAUAUCCAUUUAUUAGUUUUUAAUAUAGCAAAUUAAAAUAUGAACAUGCUUUAUCUCAAAUAAUUAUCUUAAGUCUCUUCAGAAAGUAAAUUUUUUACUAAUGAAACAGAAAUUAAAGAUUUUUUUUCAAAACUUAGAACUAAUGAUUUUACAAAAAGAGUUUAUUUAGAAUUCUUCUGA
This is a messenger RNA of Paramecium sonneborni, 3453 nucleotides long. The record is from the annotation of a GenBank genome assembly. Lineage: Eukaryota; Ciliophora; Oligohymenophorea; Peniculida; Parameciidae.